Gloeophyllum trabeum ATCC 11539 is the source of this 2265-nucleotide messenger RNA. RefSeq lists its product as uncharacterized. The transcript has a single exon. The coding region runs from base 1 to 2265 and encodes 754 amino acids. NCBI's taxonomy places the organism in Eukaryota, Fungi, Basidiomycota, Agaricomycetes, Gloeophyllales, Gloeophyllaceae. The record is from RefSeq and is a predicted model, not a curated record. Gene Ontology annotation, molecular function: zinc ion binding.
AUGAUACCCCUGCACCCUUCUGUGUAUCAUACCGCACUGAGGCAGCUGCGGGAGGGUGCUACUCUUUUGGAUAUUCAGAGUACGAACCGAGAGAUGCAAGCAGCCGGUGCUUACCCUGGUCAAGCAAAGGCGCUCGAGGACUCCCCGUACCGCUGGCUCCUCAAGCAGUCCGAUACGCGGUCUCUGUACCGCCAGUUCAAUCGAAUGCAAGGUAUCCAUGUCAGCGAGCGCGCACAUAUCAAUAUUGAUGACUGGCUCAAUGAAAACUCACCGCGUUAUGACAAGACACUGGCUGAUGCCGUGUUUCACUACUCAGCGCAUGCCGAGAAAGGGGACCGCUUCGAAAUCUGCAUCGCGACGAAAGACAUGCGGGAUGCAGCGUGGAAGUACGCGCAUGGCUCGCAAGUCAUCCUAGAUGGAACGUUCGGGAUCAGCAAUAAAAAGUUGUUGCUCUUUAUCGUCAUGGGGGUUGAUAACAAAGGGAGGGGCGUACCGCUAGCAUUUAUGCUAUUCUCUGCGCCAUCGGGGAACAAGCAAACGUCAGCCGGGUACAAUACGGACGUGAUUUCGCGACUUCUGGAGAAAUGGAAGCACUCACUCAGGACCCGUAACGGCAUCGUGUUUGAACCACUUGUCGCAAUAACCGACACUGACUUGAUGGAACGCGGCGCCUUGAUUCAUGUCUUCCCAAAGAUCUGGCUUCUUAUCUGCAAGUUUCAUCUGCGGCAGUCUUGGCGAAAGCACCGCAAUCGGCUAUUGAGGGGUAACUCACCUGUCCAUCUAACCGUCAAGAACCGCCUCCGACGUGUUGAAGAAGCAUUAGUGAAGACAACUACUCUGGAUGAAGCACGUACUGUCAUUGCGCAGGAACAGGAGUUUUUUGAGGCGAUGCUUGAUGGAACCCAUGCCGGAAUCGCUAAAAAUGGACUUGACCAUCUCGUCAAUUAUUUGUUGGGCUACUGGUGUAAGGAAGCAUUAUGGUGCAGUUGGUCUGACUACGGGCGGCAAGUCACCGCCCGGAUUAUGAAAUGUCCAUUCGAAGGUGUAUUACCUACUACCAAUCAUCUCGAAUCCUUCAACUGCGUCCUGAAGCGGAAACAUCUCCGCCGGUGGCAGCGUGGUGGGCGGCGGCUUCGGGAAGAUAUGCUCUUGAAGAUUCUUGUAACAAAGGUCUUACCAUCGAUAUUUCAUCAGCGUGCUUUCGAGGAGCAGGACGACGCAUGUCGGGAGAGUCUGAUCCGACGACUCCCUGGCGGGGACAAGCUGCUAGCUCGACGUGAUGAUGCCGGCAGUCGGAAUCAGCUUGUUCUUCCACCUGUCGCAUACCACGUUCCAGAUGAGCAGCGGGACUUGGCCGCACAGGAGCUUGUCACACACUCGCAGAUAGGUGCACCGUCUAUGGUCGGGGAUGGGUUCGUGUUCGAGUGCUAUUCUUCUCUUGCCACCGAGCUGGAUACCUCCCCCAUCAAAUAUAAAAUAUUUAUCGGGUUCAGUCGCACUGCUGAAUGCGAGUGCAAAGACUUCACGCACCGUGGAGGCGCCUGCAAGCACAUACGGGCCGCGUUACUAUAUAUGAACCACCUUCGGAUGUCCAGUCUGCCCUCACUGCCUGUAAUAACCCUGCCCACGUCGGCUCAAGAGGCACGUGCCCUGCAAACAAGGCUUAUGAUGGAUACAACCGUGUCAGCAGACAAUCCGGAUGAACAUGCCGACCAUCCAAUCAAUCGCGCUGCAGCUGCAGUUGAGGGAUCCUUGUGUGAGACUAACGGCAUAUAUGAAACAGAAAUUCAUGCGGAGCCCGAGGGAGAAAGUGAUGUAGACUCGGACGACACGGAAAGUGUAGCGACAGAUGCACCUGACAAGACGGGGUCUGCAUACGAGUUCACAGACCUUCGAACAAUCGCGAAGGCUGGUAUCGAUCAGCAGGCGGUGUCUCGUGUCUUCUACGAGCUAUCGCAAGUUGCUCCAAAGUUCGCUGACAUGGCAUUCUACCUCAAGGAUGCAACCCUCACGAGCGACAGCGAUAUAGCCAACACACGCUUGUUCAAUGCCCAGAUUGGGCUUCUAACUACAGAGCUCUCGCGUAUGGUUGCUACCGCCCAUGCGUCAUCGAAGGAUGCAGACUCGACUCCAGUUAUCGCUACAGAUGUUCCCUCCGCGACUCUCUUGUCUACCCCGCGAGCGAGUAAGCGCAAUCGCCUCGACAUUAUAGGUCCGUCUCCGGAGAAAGCUCAAAAAAGACAUAAUUCAUAUGCACCACAUUAA